This is a messenger RNA of Actinia tenebrosa (Australian red waratah sea anemone), 1955 nucleotides long. RefSeq names its product beta-1,3-galactosyltransferase 5. Gene Ontology annotation, biological process: protein O-linked glycosylation. Gene Ontology annotation, cellular component: Golgi membrane. NCBI's taxonomy places the organism in Eukaryota, Metazoa, Cnidaria, Anthozoa, Actiniaria, Actiniidae. Gene Ontology annotation, molecular function: hexosyltransferase activity. The record is from RefSeq and is a predicted model, not a curated record.
AAAAACGUGGUUGCUAAUCUAUUGAAAACAAUUUGGCUCUUAUAUUCGAUGUAUACGUAGUUCGUCUUUCAAACGCUGGAGUUGACUGAAUCGAACUUCGCUUUAUUUGGCUAUCAACCCAGCAGGCAACCAGGUUAAGUGCUGGGAGAUUUGAUCUUAUCACUUCAGUUUGUUUUCUUCAAUUGAAGAGUUUCAAAGACUGACAAGCAGCCGAUUGGUUUGCUACGCAUGAAGGCAACCUUGGUAUCUUUUCAAAACUACUUUUACGGAGCGCUGAACAAAGAGAGAAAACCAUUGACAUCCAACUUGAAACCCUUACCAACAACUUGAAGGUUACCCGAGAAAGUAAAGCACACUUUUAAGGUACAAUGAUGAGGGUACAAUUAUUUGCAAUAAAGAACCUUCUAGUAUUGACUGGAUUUUGUGGAGUGAUAAACCUGAUCUACUUGCUAUUAUAUGCUGGUCUGGAAAGCAAUGUAGACAGAUAUCCUAGCCGACUUCUAGGGAGGCAAAUAUCAAGUAUAGACGAGGACAAUAAGUACCCAACUACAACUAACUACGGUCACUUGGAGAUGAUGAACUCUGACCUGAAAGAAAUCCUCGAUCGUUACUCACUGUCUAUGAACACUCUUGGAAAGAACUACGGACAAGCACAACAUACGAGGGAAAGAGUAAACAGAGGGUACCUACGCAAAAAGGCUACUAAAAUCGUUAAAAUGUCAAAGUGUGCAAGUCCACCGUUUCUUUUGAUCCAAGUCCAUUCCAGUCCAGGGAAUUUUCUGAGCAGAGAAGCGAUACGGCUUUCAUGGGGAAAGCCAGAAAAUGCUAUCAAUCAAGGAAGUUGGAGUAAAUCUAAGAGAUCUUGGAAAACUGUGUUUUUGGUUGCCAAGAGCAAUAAUUCCCGAAUCAACCACCUCCUUCGGCAGGAAGCACAAUUCUACGAUGACAUCAUCAUUGGGGAUUUUCCUGACACUUUUAGACAUUUAUCGCAGAAAAUGCUUCUAGGUAUUGAGUGGUCACUACAUUAUUGCCGCCCAAAAUAUCUUCUCAAAACAGAUGAAGACUGUUAUAUCAAUAUUAUAUCGCUUUUGCUAUGGUUAAGCGAUCAUCAUAAUGUCAACAGUUCAAAGGAUUUGUACCGUGGCAAGGUUCAAAGAAACAUGCAAGUAGAGCGAGAUGAAGACAGUAGGUACUAUGUUUCCGAGAAAGAUUUCCAGGGGAUAUUUUACAAACCGUAUAUUUCCGGUGGAGGAUAUUUGUUUAGCGGGAACUUGCUGCCAAGACUUUAUGAAGCUACGAAUUUUGUUCCUCUUAUUCCGAUUGAGGAUGCUUACUUCGGGAUGCUUAUGGAUCGUUUAGGUGUAAAGCCAGAAAUGGAUUUGAGAUUUCUACCUUUUGUCAGUUGUGAACGGUCUUAUGAGACGCUGUUUGAGCGACCGAUGUGUCAUUUCAAGGACCCAUUUGUGAUCCAUGGAGUAAAUGAAGUGCAACAGAUCCACAUGCAUUACAAUGUUUUGAUCAUGAAUUUUAUGCCAACGGUAUGCUCCUAUGUGGAAAGUCAAAGUGACCAUAGUUACCUAAAAAGAAUAUGCUGACACUGCAAUAAGUAAGGACGUUUUUUGCACGUGUGUUCUUGUUCGUCUUAGAAAAGACUUUAACUAUUUAGCGUUAGAAGGACUAUUAAAUUAAACAAGACUUAAGACAUUUUAAGCUUGUCAUCGGCCUAUUUCUAACGGAAUAAACCUUCCAAAAAUAAACAGAGCAUUCAUCCGGACAGAAAGUGGAUCAGUAGGAGAGCGUCUAGGGGAGUGUAAGGAGAGACAUGUCUUCUCUAUUGUGAAUCAUUCUGUCAUUUCAAAUUCUCUUGGGAAAGACGAGAACCAAGGUAACCACACCGGCCCUGUAAACGCUGUAAAGGCUGAGCUAAAAGGAAGUAAAUAUAUUUUUACACAUUA